Aptenodytes forsteri (emperor penguin) is the source of this 2762-nucleotide messenger RNA. It is a transcript of the gene CTSO, whose product is annotated as cathepsin O. The transcript is spliced from 8 exons. Gene Ontology annotation, cellular component: lysosome. The annotation marks the transcript as partial. Lineage: Eukaryota; Metazoa; Chordata; Aves; Sphenisciformes; Spheniscidae. The record is from RefSeq and is a predicted model, not a curated record. Gene Ontology annotation, molecular function: cysteine-type endopeptidase activity.
GGCUGGGAGAAAGAAGCGGCGGCGGCGGCCCUCCGGGAAAGCGCUAAAAGAAUUAGAUUACUGAAUUUGUCAUCAAAAGAUAAUAAGACUGCUUUCUAUGGAAUAAAUGAGUUUUCUCACCUGUUUCCUGAGGAGUUCAAAGCUAUUUACUUAAGAAGCAUACCUCACAAACUUCCCAGAUACAUAAAAGUGCCAAAGGGAAAGGAAAAACCUUUGCCAAAGAAGUUUGACUGGAGGGACAAGAAAGUCAUUGCAGAAGUGAGAAAUCAGCAAACAUGUGGAGGCUGCUGGGCUUUCAGCGUUGUGGGUGGUAUAGAGUCUGCCUAUGCAAUUAAAGGAAAUAACCUGGAAGAACUCAGCGUACAGCAGGUUAUUGACUGUUCAUACAAUAAUUAUGGCUGCAGCGGGGGAUCCACUGUUAGUGCUUUGAGCUGGCUGAACCAGACAAAAGUAAAACUUGUGAGAGAUUCAGAAUACACUUUUAAAGCUCAGACAGGACUGUGCCAUUAUUUUGGUCACUCAGAUUUUGGAGUUUCAAUAACAGGAUUUGCUGCAUAUGACUUCAGCGGUCAGGAAGAAGAAAUGAUGAGGAUGCUUGUUAACUGGGGCCCUUUGGCAGUAACAGUAGAUGCGGUUAGCUGGCAGGAUUAUCUUGGUGGGAUCAUACAGUAUCACUGCUCCAGUGGAAGAGCAAAUCAUGCUGUUCUAAUCACUGGUUUUGACAGAACAGGUAGUAUCCCUUACUGGAUUGUACAGAACUCUUGGGGGUCCACAUGGGGAAUAGACGGCUAUGUUCGUGUUAAGAUAGGCGGCAAUGUCUGUGGUAUAGCAGAUACAGUUUCAUCAGUAUUUGUUUGACACUUACUGGCCAAAGACCACGAUUAUCAUUUGGACAAUAGUUUGGCACACACUUUAUGUGAAGAUUUACUUCAAAGCAACAUUUUCUAAAAUAAGAAAUGACUGUAAGGGCAUUUUCUGCUUUUAGGCAGUACAGGAAUGGGUUGGCUGGAGUUUUUAGAAGUCUUUUUAUUUGGCAUGUGUGUUGCAUAUCAAAUCUCUCAUGGAAUAAGAAGACUCGGAAUCAACUCCAGAGUACACAGAAAGAAGUUACAAAGAUGGACUGAAACUGUGAAUGUGAACUCUAUCCAGGUGUUGAAUACUACUCCAUAAAAAAAUCGUACAAGGAAAGAAAAGCUGAAAAAUGAUAAGGAAUUUGGAUCAAAUAAUCAAUAGUAUGACAGAAUAUAAACAGAAUGUUUUGAAUGUAAGAAGAACCAUGAUUAGGUCUGCUCUUAUUGGGCGGGGAGGAAGGGCAGUUGGAAGAAAAUAUUCUCUCUCUUUUGCUUUGACAUCUGUCUUGGCUUUUCUGGCACCUCUGACAGACACACACAUUUUGACUUCCUCCUUUUUGUGAAAUCCUGCUUUUUCUCUAUGGCUAGAAUAAUAGAAGAGGGAAAUGGAGAGUCAAAGUUGUUUCCUGAGCACCCACUGUCUCUGAAGUGCUGCAGUCCUUCAAUUUCGGUCUUCAGACCUUUAUUGGGUAAAUAUAACUUCAGAGCUCUUCAGAGCAGGGAGUGUGUUUUGGAAAGUGCCCGAAAUAUCACAGUCUUCUGGAUUAAUUUGUUAGAUGGAUAGAAAAGUGAGAAGUAACUAUGUAGACAAACCGAGGCAGUUCUAGUGGUUUAACAUCCUGUGUCCUGGCAGGAUGUAUGUGUUUGCAAGUUAGCCUUUCCGUGCUUUGAGAGCUGUGUCAGUUCCAUGCCUUCUGUCUUCUCUACUUCACAACUAAGAGUGAAGCCAGUUGCAAAGCAGAAAUUAAAAAACUUACUCAUUCUAGAAAAAAUUGUGAGGGUGAGUGUUGUUAAAAUAUAUUUGCCACCUUUAGAAAGUCAGCAAUUACAGAAUAUUCCAAAUAGAGUGGCUGUUAAAUUUCCCUACAUUAAUUGAAUUCGUAGGUGGGACUUGCUGGGAAUCAAAAGGCGGUUUCAGCUUUGUUGACCUGUAAAACUGCACAUGCAGGCAAAUGUAACUAGAAUUCACAACCAAACAUGUAAUUCUAAAAUGCUCUGAUCUUUCGUCUGGAAUGCUUUACCUGUAAUCUUUUAUGAAGCACUGCUAUGAAAAGUAUUGAAGCAGUUCUGUAAUUUUUGCACUCGAUUACUGUACCAUGGUAAUAGAUCAGUGUAUUAUUAUCAUCUUUUUAUGACAAAUGCAAUCAUAAUUGUCUAUCAUCAGUAUUAUCAUUUUAGUCCUUCUACUUCUAAGUGUUAAUACUUUAAAUGAAAGGAAGACCAAGUGCUACGUUUCACUAUUUCAGAUUCUGCUACUUACUGAAUUUACUGGCUGAAAACUUCAGAUAAACAAAAGGCGAAGUCUUCUGUAGUCUUAUAGUCUCCUGUAGUAUGGCCUUCCCUUAGCAGUUUACAAACAGCAAAUAGCACACUUUCGUAACUGGAAAAAAUAGCCAAAGUUCCUAAUUGGCAUUGAUAAGAGUAACGUUGUUAUAGUAGUAUCAAACACAGACGUUCCACCGGUUUUUGAGGUGGUACUAUCAGGCAUAAGUACCUAAAACGCUAAGAUACAGAGCAACUAGCAGAAAUUAGGGCCUACAGCGUAUGCGUAUUUCCGAGGGAAGCAUUUGAAAAGACGAGAGACCAUCUAAUGAGAAGGCGACACAGCUUUAUCAAUAUUCUAUGGCCAAAUUUGCCUUGCUUUUAUUAUUUUAUUCUUAUUUGAAUGAUAUUUUGAAUAAAAAACACUUU